This is a messenger RNA of Melanaphis sacchari, 2847 nucleotides long. RefSeq lists its product as uncharacterized. Lineage: Eukaryota; Metazoa; Arthropoda; Insecta; Hemiptera; Aphididae. Gene Ontology annotation, biological process: spermatogenesis. The record is from RefSeq and is a predicted model, not a curated record.
UUCAUAUGAUUGCAUCUCAUUCCAGUGACUCUGUGACCAGUCCAUAUUACAUACAUCUUCACAUGGACACGCAUAACGUGGUUUGACGUUCCAAGCCUUAUUGCGUUUGAUUAUCAUUUUAUCGGUAUUCAUUCUAGUAAUUUGUCAGUUUGUCACUAUCAUACGACACGUUGCUAAAUAGUGAAAUAUUUGCCAAUUGUUGAACCGAUUUCAAACGUUUAACAGCUGUGAGAAAUUUUAAUAUUUCAACACUCUUGUCAGUUAUCCCCGCGAAGAUCAUAUUACGUGCUUUGUGGCUAACAGCCUGUAAAUAUGAACUUGUAACUAUAUACUGUGUUGGAAUGUUCAAAUAGAUCCUACAUUAUUUGUUAGUUCAUUGAUUUAUUCUACAUUAUUCAGUUUUGAGGUAUUUCAUUUAUUCACCAUGGAACAACCAGAUUUAAAUUAUUUAAAGAUGGUUAUACGAAGUAUUUUAACUAGCUCUCCAAAUAGAAUGACAAUCUCACAAAUAUUAAAUGAAUACAAUAAUUAUGAAGGUUGUAAUUUACCAUUUAAACAUCUAGGGUUCAAUACUAUUUACGAGUUACUAGAAAAUAUGACUGAUGUUUUAAAAAUACCGCCAAACCCGAAUUUUAACUCUUUCAUUACACUUAUUGUUGAUAAAAAGACGUCACACCUUAGAGAACUUGUCGUCAAUCAAAAAACUAAAAAGCAGCGUCCUAAAAGAAAUAUUUUUACUACAAGAACUAAUAAUAAUCACUUGCUGAAGUCUGCCAAUUUUAAAUCCCGUGUUAACAAUCACAAUAAUUAUAGAAAUGAGUAUACCAGUUCUAGAUAUGAAUAUAAUACUCCUAGAUAUGAAUCUAGCUCCUCUAGAUAUGAAUCAAGCACUCCAAGGAAUGAUAACAGUGCUCGUGGAUAUGAUCAUGUCAGAAUCAAAUCUUUUAACUCAAAAUCCAAUGGUAUUGUAACACCAAACCUCAAGAAUUGUAUAGAAAAUUUAUUUAGUACUACAGAAGUAAUAAGUAUUAAAACGUUAAAAUUUUUUUUAAUAAACCAUCCAGACUAUAAACAAUUGGGUACAAUUAAUAUUGAAGAAUCUAUAAACAUGCUAAAGUAUUUUAUCUAUAUCGAUAGAGGAGGAGUUCACCUUAAAGAUUCUUCAUUUGAAAUAUUUCCAUCUAAGACAUCUGGUACAAGAAAAUACUCAAAGCCAAUAUCUGGAAGUUAUCUGAAUAAUAUUGUUGAUGAAAAUGAGGAAUUGUCAUUUUGUGAACAAAAUAAUGAUAACUUUGAUGAAAUAGAUGAUUCGUGUUUUGAAAAUCUAAUUAUAUCUGAUUUAAAUGAUUCAGAGUCAAAGAAUAAUGACAUAGUUCCAACUCAAAAAAAUGUUGAAAAUAAAUUGGUGUCGUCAAAAGUUCAACCAUUUACUUCUAAAUCUUUUCAUCAUAAAAUUGUGCCCAAAAUAGAAUGCGAAGCAAAUAGUGAUAAGUUAAAUUAUACCAAAUCACAAAAGGAUGAUUAUAAAAGUGCCAUUGUUGCUAUUAUAGCAAGAUCUCAUGAACCAAUUACUGUCAAAAAAGUGUUAGCCAUAUUUGAAGACGAACAAGGUUACACCUUUCCAUUUCAAAAAUUUUCAUGUGGAACAUGUAUGGAUUUUUUUCGUCUGUAUCCAGACAUGUUUAAACUAGAAGAUCAAUGUUCCACCAACAGUAUUGUGAGUUUAGAAAAACAAAUUAUAUUGAAACCAAAAAUAACUAUUAGACGACAACUUAAUAAAACAUCCAUAUUUAACAAUGCAGCUAUUACCAGCAAAAUUUUAAAUCAGAGUAAGAUUGUGUCUGAACUUUUAUCAAACAAAGAUGACCAUCAAAAAAAUAAAGAACCUAUUAUUGAUGAAUCAUGCCAAGCACAUAGUAUAAAGUCAAUAGAUUUGUUUGAAAUGUAUGACGCUGAUACAAUAUUGGAUACGAUGAAAGUAAAAAUGCGUAGUAUUUUGAGUAAACACAAAGAUGGUAUAUUAUGUAAUGAUUUUAUGGAUAUUUAUGGUAAAGAAUACAACAGUCAUUUUAAUUUUUCUGAAUAUGGAUUUAAAAGUAUGAGAGAUAUGGCAUACAAGUUACCAUCUGUAUUUUAUGUUAAAGUAACUGAUGAUGAUCAUGAAUGUAUUCUAUUUGAAGCUGAUAGACGAAGUGAAUUUGAAAAUAUCAUAGACGAUCCAUCGCUGUAUUAUAAAAAUAUUCCGAAGACUAUAUUGUAUAAUCUUUCAAACUUCUUUGAUAAAUAUCGGACUGGUGUCAAAUUCAAUAAAUUGAUGUCUUUGUACUGUGCAGAAUAUGGCCGAGCUUAUGAACCACAAAAGUAUGGAUAUUCUUCUGAAAAACACAUGUUUGAAUCUUUAGACAAAAUGGUUGUAUUCAAAAAUGAUGAGCUGUUUACAGUAGAUCCUUUUGCAUAUACAAAAUGUUUUAAAAGUAAAGAUCAAAUAGAUAACUGUGAUAAAAAUACUAUUUUAUUACCGGAUCAUGAUUUUCUUUUACACUACUCUGGCAAAGAUAUUUGCAAUGGAAAGUUUAAGUAUUCUAAAGUUGAGUUGAAUGAUCAAAAGUAUAUAAAAGUCAUAGUUGCUGAAAUUUACAACCCAGGUUCAUUUUACAUUCAAUUAGCAGCAGAAGUUAAUAAUCUGAAUAGUUUCAUGGAUAGAUUGCAACUGUAUUACAAAGAUAAUGAAAAAAGUACAAAGUUAUACCAAAACUAAUUAUUCCAGAAUUGGCAUGUAUCUCAUGUUUUGAAGAUUCUAAUCUAUGGCACAGAGCUACAGUUUUAAAAAUAAUCGAUGAAGAAAAU